AUGGCCAAACUAAGGGAAAACCCACUGAACUUUGGGGAGCCCCCACAUCACAGCAUCUGUGGGAACGUGAGCAAGAAACUCAAGAUCCAAGGAUCCGUCCUCCCAGGUGUAAAGGGACAAGGAACCCCCAUCAGCCAAGCUGGCGAGACCUCAAGUCCGCUCUACAGGGUACGCAGCAUCCCUCAGUCGACCCGCGAGGCAGCUGAACAGGCGGGAAACCGGAGCCGCCCCCGCAGCCUCCCGGGACCCUCUGCCGCGGGUGGCGCUCCUGAAGUUUCCCACAGGGCUGUGCGCCGCGCGGAACGCUCGACCGCGCGCGCUUCCGCUGGUUGCCAGGAGACCCUGCCCAGCCAGCUCCUCCAAUCAGGACGCGUCUCUCUGCACCCAAUCACAGAAGCCGAGAGGCCUGUAGUUAGAGGGGAAAGGUCACGCUGCUGUUUGGCGGCCAUUUCUCUGGAAGCUUCGCGGUUCGCGCCGGGCCGGAGUUUCUCCCGUCACGAGGGACGGACUACAGCUGGGUCGGCGGCGAGCGGCCUGCAGCGUUGGCUUGUGGUCGCAAUGAGUUUGCCUCUCAAUCCGAAACCUUUUCUGAAUGGAUUAACAGGAAAGCCAGUAAUGGUGAAACUGAAGUGGGGAAUGGAGUACAAAGGCUACCUCGUAUCUGUAGAUGGCUAUAUGAACAUGCAGCUUGCAAACACAGAAGAAUACAUAGAUGGAGCGUUGUCUGGACAUUUGGGUGAAGUUUUAAUAAGGUGUAAUAAUGUCCUUUAUAUCAGGGGUGUUGAAGAAGAGGAAGAAGAUGGAGAAAUGAGAGAAUAGCAUCUUUUGUGGGGAAUGUUUUUUAUAUAUAUUUCUAGACAAUAAACUUUUUUUUUUCAACUUGA
Molecule: messenger RNA, 884 nt
Organism: Canis lupus familiaris (dog)
Lineage: Eukaryota; Metazoa; Chordata; Mammalia; Carnivora; Canidae
Gene: SNRPF
Product: small nuclear ribonucleoprotein polypeptide F
Exons: 5
Coding region: 1-819 (272 amino acids)
Biological process (GO): mRNA splicing, via spliceosome; spliceosomal snRNP assembly
Cellular component (GO): catalytic step 2 spliceosome; U1 snRNP
Molecular function (GO): RNA binding
Source: RefSeq, a predicted model, not a curated record